This is a messenger RNA of Triticum aestivum (bread wheat), 861 nucleotides long. RefSeq names its product mitochondrial metalloendopeptidase OMA1. The record is from RefSeq and is a predicted model, not a curated record. The transcript is spliced from 4 exons. Gene Ontology annotation, molecular function: metalloendopeptidase activity. NCBI's taxonomy places the organism in Eukaryota, Viridiplantae, Streptophyta, Magnoliopsida, Poales, Poaceae. Gene Ontology annotation, cellular component: membrane. Bases 1 to 861 code for a protein of 286 amino acids.
AUGGCCCACGCGUGGUCACUGCCGGCAGUCGUCUCACGGAGCCGACCGCGGUGGUACACGAACCUGUGGAAGGUGGCCGCCGCGGUGGUUGUCCUGCCCUACGCUGCCAAGUUCAGUAUUUUUGCCGCGAUAAGCCAAAAAGAGACUGUGCCCUACACCAACCAGGCCCAUCGUGUCCUCCUGACCUCGUCGGAGCAGCGCGAGUUUGGCGAUGAAGACUUCAACGAUUGGAAGGAGAAGCGCGACAAAUACAUCCUUAGCCCGUCUGACCCGAGGACUGUUCUCGUCCGCCGCAUCGCCUCAGACAUCAUCCACGGAGUCCGCCGCCUCUUCCCCAACAACGGCAUCCAUGACGAUGAUGUUAAGCAGGGGAAGGUGGUCGUGCGGCCACAGACGGGGCAUCUCACUGACCUUAACUGGGAGGUGAUGGUUGUCGAAAAUAACAAAGUAAGGGCUUUCAGCUUGAAGGGCGGGAAGAUUGUAAUCCACACUGGAUACCUCAAGCAUUUGAAGACCGAUGCCGAGAUUGCCACCGUUAUUGGCCAUGAGGCCGCACAUGUUGUUGCAAGGCAUAGCAUGGAGUUGUUGAGGUCAAUUCCGUUCUACAAACUAAUGCCCUUCUCACGAAGGGCCGAAUUGGAGGCGGAUCACAUCGGAUUAAUGAUAAUGGCCGCUGCUGGUCUCAAUCCACGCGUAGCCCCUGAGUUCCGCAAGAAGAUUGGAGAGAUCAUUGGAGACACGAAAUUAAUGGACUACAUCGGUACUCAUCCUUCGUUUCAGACAAGGUCACGGUUGUUAUCGCGAAAGGAGGUCAUGGAGGAGGCGUUUGAGCUGUACAAACAAGAACAUAUUGAUGUCUGA